GCAUUCUGGGGAAUGUGGUUCACUGUGGCCCUGAGGCGAGAGGGCCGGCCGGAGCCUCUAGAGAACUACAGCCCUUGGAGGAAGCGUCUGUUUAGUUUCAACACAGACGGCUGGGCUUGGGAGCCUACAAGGUUGCAGUCUGGAGGGUGCCAACAGCAGCUGCCAGGGCAGCUUUUCCUGAAUCGCUGCAAGCACGUCAAGGUAGUCGGAGUCCCCUAACAAUGGAUAAAUUCAUCAUUCGAACGCCUAGAAUCCAGAAUAGCCCUCAGAAGAAAGACUCUGGAGGAAAGGUUUACAAGCAGGCCACGAUUGAAUCUCUGAAGAGAGUUGUGGUUGUAGAAGACAUAAAAAGAUGGAAAACUAUGCUGGAGCUUCCUGAUCAAACGAAAGAGAAUCUCGUUGAAGCCUUACAAGAAUUAAAGAAGAAAAUACCCUCCAAGGAGGUGUUAAAAUCAACAAAGAUAGGUCACACAGUGAACAAGCUACGUAAACACUCAGAUUCAGAAGUGGCUUAUCUUGCCAGAGAAGUUUAUACUGAGUGGAAAACUUUCAUUGAAAAACAUUCAAAUAGACCUUCUAUUGAAGUUAGAAGUGAUCCCAAAACCGAGUCAUUUCGGAAAAACGCCCAGAAAUUACUCUCAGAAGCCUUGGAAUUAAAGGAUUCAGCCCAGGAUCCCAGGCUGCAUUCAGUCAUCCUAUCUAUCCUGUCCCUUCUGCUCUGUGACAGAUUCUCAGUCUUCCCUUGUUUCCCAUGACCUUGACAGUCUUGAGCAGUACUGGCCAGGUAUUUUGUAGACCAUCCCUCAGUUUGGGUUUGUUUGAGGAUUUCUUCAUGACCAAGUUGGAAUUCAGGGUUUGGGGAAGAAUACCACUGAGAUGAAGCACCCUUCUCAUCGCAUCACAUUAGGUGGCACGUGGCUUCCACAGGACUAUUCACUGGUGAUGCUGGCCUUGAGUGCUUGGUUAUGUUAGCGUUUGCCAGAUUUGCCCACUAUGAAGUUGUCAUUUUUCCCUUUCCAUAUUCUAUUUUUUGGAGGCAAGUCACCAAAUCCAGACCUCACUCAAAGGUUGGUGGGCUGGGGGUGAAUUAAACUCCACCUCCGGGAGAGUGGAUUAUCUACCUGUGUAAUUUGGAGGUCUUUAAGAAAGAUUCAUCCCUUCUCUGCCAUUUAAUUUAUUUUGAUAAUUUAUUAAUAUAUCAAUAUGGACUCAUUUUAUGCAUUGGGUUGUAAUCAGUCUGAUUUUUUAUAGUGAACAUAAAUUCAUGUAAUGUAUUUUUUUAAUGCAGAAAACAUACAAAAACCAUGCUGUGUGAGAAACAAGCUCUUAUGAUUGGCAGGGAUUUUUCCUCCACAGCUUUUCAUGUCUGCCUUUGAGUAGGAUAAUCAUUAGCUUACUGCUAUUCAGCUAGCAACCGUAGACACGCUAUUUCAACUCUCCAGACCUCAAUUUCCCCAUCUAAGUAAGAGAAUGUUUCAUGAAAUGGUCUCAGAGGUGAAGAAGGGGAUGGUGUUUGUAUGAUUGUAAGUGUCCGCAUAUUUUGUUGCCUAUUAAUAGACCCUAAGUUCUUAAUGGUUAUCUUCUUUUAUUUAUGUUGGAAAAUGAACUCAGAGCUAAUAGCCCUUGAGAACAUCCUGUAAACAUAAUCAAUAUUUAUAUCCCCCAUUACAACCCAAGGGUUCACCUUCCUUGCUCUUUCACCCCUCUAAGUGGGAUUAAGUUUUCCUUUUAUUUCUCAGUUUCUUCUCCAGCAGCUGAAGACUAACCUGAGGCAUAGGAUUCCAAACCCUACCAAGCAUCUGCUGACUCUUUGGCCCCAUUCUUGUGCCUCUCAUCUAGCUAUGCUAUAGCCACACUGAUGUCCUUAUCACCUUGCAUCGUCCCCAGAUUCAUAUGUUGAUGACCUAACCCCCAGUACCCCAGAAUGUGACUGUAUUUGGAGAUUGGGCCUUUACAGAGGUAAUUAAGGUAACGUGAGAUUAUAUGGGUGAGCCCUAAAUCCAAUAUGACUGGUGUCCUUAUAAGAAAAGAUUAGGAUGCAGACAGCACAGACCAUGUGAGGACACAGCAAGAAUGUGGCCAUCUAUAAGCCAAGGUGAGAGGCCUCAGAAGAAGCCAAACCUGCUGACACCCGAUCUGGAAUAUCUGGUCUCCAGAACUGUGACAAAACGAAUCGGUUGUUUAAGCCACCCAGUCUGUGGUACCUUGUUACGGCAGCCCUAGUAGAAGGAAAUACACACGCCAAUGAAUGAAAAUGCUUCCUGAAUGCCUCCCUCCUCUAUGCCAGGCCCUGUGACAGAAUCCAGGCCACAGAGAUGAACGAGACAGGGGCUCACAGUCCAGUGAGGAGCCAAGUCGCCCAUUGCCAUUUGACAUACUAGGGGCUAAGUGGGAAACUGGGAGUUCGGCAGAGGGACCACUGAACUGUGCCUGUAGAAGGGGCCUGGCCCAGAGGGUAUCAGGAAAGGGUUAGCAGAAAUGCUGACUUGUGAGCUGGGUUUUUACAGGUUUAAAGGAGUUUCCCAGGCAGGAAUGGCAUUCCAGGUACAAGGAAAGGUAUAUGCAAACGUUGAAGCUGGACGGAUGUCAAAGAACAGGAGUAGGUGUGAUAUGGAUGGAGCCAAAGUGCAGCAGGAGGAAGAACAGCCUGAAGUGAGCCUGGUGUAGGAGGGAGGGGCCAGUCUAUGAGUGGCCCGUGUCCUGGGCUGGGAAUUUUUACUUACAGAACUUUAAAGGUUUUGAAGUGAGAAAACUCCUAAGUUAAAUUAUGGUUACAUGUAUCAGGGGCUUACUAUGUAGGUAACGAUUUGUUUUCCAGCAAAUACGGAGCACAUAAGCAUUUGUUUCCCUCUCCACCUGAAUGUGAACUUCUCCAAGAGCCCCAUCCCCUCCUGCCUGAUGCAGAGAGCAAGGCUCCCAAAGAAGCACUAAGGAUUGAAUUACUUUCAGAGCCAGAAAACACAUGGUCUGUGGCAGGCUUACAGCCGAGGUAAGUAGCCCACAUGGCAUGGAGAUGACUUGAGGCCUGCUCACAAGGGAGAAGCAUCCAGCAUUGCCACAGGGGCCUCCAGACCAGGACUUCAGCAGAUCAGAUAGGGGAGGCUGUGUAGCAGAGGGGAAUCAAAAUCAUCAGAGCCCCAACCAUCACGUAGUGAGCUCCUGUACAGGCUAGAGACUAGGCUGGGUACUCUGUACAGUUUGCCUUAGUCUCACUAUUACCUCCCAAAUGUGACCCCACCCCUUAAUCUUCUCCCCAUCCUCUUAUACCUGAGCUUCUUAUGCCAAGAAGACCUCCUAAGGUCUUCCUGGGAGUACCUUCUCCCUUCUCUAAUCAGUUCUGCACUCGGCAGCCAGAGUGAAUGUCUAGAAUGUACCACAGAUCCUAUCACUCCCGUCCUCAAAACCCUUCAAUGGGUCUGGAUGUGGUGGCUCAUGCCUAUAAUCAGAGCACUUUAGGAAGCCAAGAUGGGGGGAUCACUUGAGCCUAGUAGUUUGAGACCAGUCUGGGCAACAUAAUGAGAUCCCUUUAUCUCUUUACAAAAGAAAAAAAAUAGCCAGAUGUGGUGGCAUGCACCUGUGGUCCCAGCUACUUGGGAGGCUGACGUGGGAGAGCUGCCUGAGUCUGGGAAGUUGAAGCUACAGCGAGCUGUAAUCACACCACUGCACUCUAGCCUGGGCGACAGAGCAUAACCUUGUCUCAAAAACAAA
Messenger RNA from Cebus imitator (Panamanian white-faced capuchin), 3708 nucleotides. It is a transcript of the gene TCEANC2, whose product is annotated as transcription elongation factor A N-terminal and central domain containing 2. The record is from RefSeq and is a predicted model, not a curated record. NCBI's taxonomy places the organism in Eukaryota, Metazoa, Chordata, Mammalia, Primates, Cebidae. Bases 222 to 755 code for a protein of 177 amino acids. Gene Ontology annotation, biological process: DNA-templated transcription. The transcript has 5 exons. Gene Ontology annotation, cellular component: nucleus.